UGUUUAAUUAGAUAAUUAAAGAUGUCUGCUGCUAGUAAAAGUGGACAGCGACCAUACGCAGCGUUGUUAGAUAACGUAUCGUUACUGACUACUGGAGGGUCGACGUUUCAGCAGCAACCAACCACUCAAGUUGAAAAACAGAAGCAAAAUGACGUCAUAUUCGGUACGUCGACACCCGCGCGAGCUCAUUAUGACGGUAUAAUGGCCGGGUUCGAUUUAUCACCAGUGCAUAGCCACGAACGAUCGUUGUUGGGAAAAAGUUCAGAAAAUAAAAAUAAAUCGACGAAAUCGAAUCGUUCCAGUGUUGCCAGUCCAAGAAAAAGCUCCAAAAGUUAUUCCCAUAUUAAAAGUUCAGGGUACGGCGUUACGCCGAUCCGACAAAAAGCAAAAAUUAAAAAGAGCGAAAAGAAAUCCAGGCAAAGAUCUUCUAGUUCCGGUUCAGCGCCCAAACCUCGUGGUAGGUCGCCGAAGAAAUCCGCAGAACGUAAAGAUGACAUCACACGUGAUGAUGUCACACAUGGUGAUGUCAUAUGUGAUGAUGUUACACACAAUGACAUCACACAUGAUGAUGUCAUAGAUGAAACAAACCACCGUACUGAGGUCACAGAUGACGGUCAGUUCCUUGAAUUAAACGAUGAAAUAUCAAGAUUAAAAUCAAGAAAUGAUGAAAUUAAUCAAGAAAAUUUCAAACUGACGGCAAAAUUAAACCGUUUGUUGUCACACAAUGCCAAUAAUGACACGGCGGAAGAAAACAAAGAAACUCAAGAUUCCGUUAUUGGGGAUUUGCAGAAAGAAGUUUUGGAACAAGAGCGAUUGUUGAAAGGGUACCAGCAGGAAAAUGAGAAACUGUAUUCUGAUAUCUCCAAGUUAAAGACUGAAAUGAAGCAGUCCAAGUCUGCAAUGUAUGAGGAGAAUUUGAGGUUGAAAACACAAGUUGCGAUUUUGGACGAAGAAAUGAAAAACAAGAAUCUGGUUUUGAAAGAAAAAGAAAAAAUUGAGAUCAAGAAACCUGAAGUUUGUGGGGAUUGUUCGAGAUAUUUGGAUGAGAUUGAAAGUUUGAAGGAAAAAGUUGGAAUCGGCGUCGAAAGGGUGAAACAACUUGAAAUGGAGUGUGAGGGGUGUAGGGUGGAGAACGAGGAAAUACGGGGUGAAGUUUUGGGGUUAAAGAGACAACUGGAUGAUACAGCGGUGAUGGGGAAGACGUUCCCUAAGGAUCGGAGGUUGGAGGAGCUGGAGGCAUCGAUGCGGAUCAAUGAGGAGGAGAGGGAGAAGAGUGAGAGCGAAGUGAAGAUGCUAAGGGAGUGGGUUAAGAGGUUGGAACAGCAAGUUGGGGAGGAGGAGCAAGCAAAAGUACGGAGCGUUCAAAUGUUGCGAGGGAAGUUUAAUAAGAUGAAGAUUGAGUACCAGGAGCGCGUGGAGCAGCUCUCGCAUCAGUUGAUGAUCAUCAAGUCUUCCAGGAGGGAGGAUUACGAUGUGGAGUUCGAGUUGAAACAUCUUCGCGAGGAAAACCGAGCUUUGAAAAUAAAAAUAAAAGAGAAACAUAAUGGAAGUGAUUAUCAUCCCGAGUAUUUUGCUCAAAAUCAACAACAACAAACUAAUCAACAAAAUAAACCGGAAAUUCAACAAACUCAACAAAUUCAUCAAAAUGUUCAACAAAUUCAGCAAAAUUCUAAAGACACAGAAAAGUUUAAAUGUGAAAUUGAAACUUUGAAGCAAAAGGUUUAUGAAACAUCGCAACAAUCGGAUGAAAUGAGAUGCAGGUUUGAAAAGACAAUGGCAACAAUGAAAGACAAUUAUGACAUCACAAUAAAAGAACAAGAGAAAAAAUCUGAAAAUCUCGAAAAAAAAUUAAUGGAGGUACAAUCAAGACUUAUGACAUCACAAUCAGAAUGUGCCAUCAGCCGAACAAGAGAAGUUGCGCUUCAGAAACAAAUUGGGAACUUAUUAUCGGAGCUACAGGAAACAAGACUGGGGACGCCCAAUGCUCCCAUGCGCAGAAUUGAGAAUCUAAACCAACAAAUUCAACUUCUGCAUUUCAAACAACGAGAUCGGGAAAAUAUGAUCAAAAAAAUAACUGGAAACACUGGAAGCAAUGAGGAUGUGGAAACACUGCAAGCGGUUAUCGCCGAUAAGAACUUGUUGCUUGCGAAGUUUCGGACGGAACUUGAUUUAAUUUUAGGUGGAUUGGAAAAGAUUAAAACUAAGGGUGUUUUGGGGAACGCUUGAUAUUUGGUUAGGAUUUACUGUUGUUUUAUAAAAAUUUAGUGAAAAAUUGAGUGACAUUGUUAAAAUACAGUUACACUCAUAGUUGUCAAACAUAGGGAACCUCAUUGAUUAAUGUAGUGAAUGCAAUAUACUUUGGCUCUGCUUGUUUGUAUAGACACCUAACAGCAGGGUAAAAUAUGUUUUAAGUUUAAAAAUUUUGUGCGAAAACAUAUGAUGUCACCCCUGUUUCUCUUUGUUCAAGUUUUACUACUCCGUCAUUUUAUUAUUUUCUCUCUUUUUCAUAUUCAAAGAUCCUAUUGUUGUGCUUACUAUGAUGUCAUAAUAUGAACAAUCGAUAUUGUUUAUUGGAUAAUAGUUUACAUUAUAUUAAUUAUGAUGUCAUAAAGUGCACUGUUGUAUCAUUUUACAUGAUUUCUAUUAUUCAUAGUAUAUAUAUAUUUUAUAUUUUGUA
This is a messenger RNA of Ciona intestinalis (vase tunicate), 2677 nucleotides long. Lineage: Eukaryota; Metazoa; Chordata; Ascidiacea; Phlebobranchia; Cionidae. The record is from RefSeq and is a predicted model, not a curated record.